Molecule: messenger RNA, 3157 nt
Organism: Peromyscus californicus insignis
Lineage: Eukaryota; Metazoa; Chordata; Mammalia; Rodentia; Cricetidae
Gene: Pamr1
Product: peptidase domain containing associated with muscle regeneration 1
Exons: 11
Coding region: 458-2620 (720 amino acids)
Biological process (GO): proteolysis
Molecular function (GO): serine-type endopeptidase activity; calcium ion binding
Source: RefSeq, a predicted model, not a curated record
UCUUCUAGCUCAGGGUUUGUGCUGGUGUGGGAUGUUUGAGUGAGCGUGGUUCCUAACCUCAUAUGAGAGGUCCCACAACCAUUCCAACUUCUGUUCCCAGCCAGGUGCUGCCCGCCACUCAUGUCUACCCUCAUCCCCACCAGAGGUUAACCACGGAAGUCCAGCGUGAGGGAGCUGACCCUGGUGUCCCGCAGCUUUCCCGUGGGUCACGAUGCACCAGCCUCCAGGCGUGGCCACGUUUCCCCGAGCUUCUCAAGGGUUAAGAGGAGAGCUUCGGGCUGACGUCGCUUUGGCCGAAGGUGGUUCCCCUCUCGGAGGGUGGGAGAGCCCAGCGGGCUGAAACCCGAGCUCCCGCUCAGCUGGGACUUGGGGAGGUCCCGGCAAGAGCACAGCCUGUUGCCCUGCUCUCGCUCAGGCGUCACUCCAGUCAUCCGGCACCGGUGCAGCAGCGGGAACGAUGGAGCUGGACCGCUGGGCGCAGUUGGGGCUGGCGUUCCUGCAGCUCCUUCUCAUCUCAUCCUUGCCAAGAGAAUACACCGUCAUUAACGAAGCCUGCCCUGGAGCUGAGUGGAACAUCAUGUGUAGAGAGUGUUGUGAAUAUGAUCAAAUUGAGUGCGUCUGCCCAGGAAAGAAGGAAGUGGUGGGUUACACCAUCCCGUGUUGCAGGAAUGAGGACAAUGAGUGUGACUCCUGCUUGAUUCACCCAGGUUGUACCAUCUUUGAAAACUGCAAGAGCUGCCGGAAUGGCUCGUGGGGUGGAACUCUGGAUGAUUUCUACGUGAAGGGAUUCUACUGUGCAGAGUGCAGAGCAGGCUGGUACGGAGGAGACUGUAUGCGGUGUGGCCAGGUUUUUCGAGCCUCAAAGGGUCAGAUUCUUCUGGAGAGCUACCCCUUAAAUGCGCACUGUGAGUGGACCAUUCACGCCAGACCUGGGUUUAUCAUCCAGCUGAGGUUUGGCAUGCUGAGCCUGGAGUUUGACUACAUGUGCCAGUAUGACUACGUUGAGGUUCGAGAUGGGGAUAACAGUGACAGCCCCAUCAUCAAGCGUUUCUGUGGCAACGAGCGGCCAGCUCCCAUCAGGAGCACGGGUUCUUCCCUCCAUGUCCUUUUCCGCUCCGAUGGCUCCAAGAACUUCGAUGGAUUCCAUGCUGUCUUUGAGGAGAUCACAGCGUGUUCCUCAUCCCCUUGUUUCCACGAUGGCACAUGCCUCCUUGAUGCAACUGGGUCUUACAAGUGUGCCUGCCUGGCUGGCUACACUGGGCAGCGCUGUGAAAACCUCCUUGAAGAAAGAAACUGCUCAGACCUUGGGGGCCCAGUCAAUGGGUACAAGAAAAUCACAGGAGGUCCUGGGCUUCUCAAUGGGCGCCAUGUCAAAAUUGGCACGAUUGUGUCAUUCUUCUGUAAUGGCUCAUACGUUCUCAGUGGCAACGAGAAAAGAACCUGCCAGCAGGAUGGAGAGUGGUCAGGGAAGCAGCCCGUCUGCAUAAAAGCCUGCCGGGAACCGAAGAUCUCAGACCUGGUGAGAAGGAGGGUCCUUCCGAUGCAGGUUCAGUCAAGGGAGACACCAUUACACCAGCUUUAUUCCACAGCCUUCAGCAAGCAGAAACUGCAGGAUGCCUCUACCAAGAAGCAAGUCCUUCCAUUUGGAGACCUCCCUCCUGGGUACCAACAUUUGCACACCCAGCUGCAGUAUGAGUGCAUCUCACCCUUCUACCGCCGCCUGGGAAGCAGCAGGAGAACAUGCCUGAGGACUGGGAAGUGGAGUGGACGGGCCCCAUCCUGUAUCCCAAUCUGUGGAAAAAUCGAGAAUGUUGCUUCUGCGAAGACCCAAGGGACCCGCUGGCCAUGGCAGGCAGCCAUCUACCGGAGGACCAGUGGUGUGCACGAUGGUGGGCUGCACAAAGGCGCGUGGUUCUUGGUCUGCAGUGGUGCCCUGGUGAACGAGCGUACCGUGGUUGUGGCUGCCCACUGUGUGACUGACCUAGGGAAGGUCACCAUCCUCAAGACAGCAGACCUCAAGGUUGUCUUGGGAAAAUUCUACAGGGACGAUGAGCGGGAUGAGAAGACCAUCCAGAAUUUACGGAUUUCUGCCAUCAUUCUGCAUCCCAACUACGACCCUAUCCUGCUGGACGCUGACAUCGCCAUUCUGAAGCUCCUAGACAAGGCCCGCAUUAGUACCCGUGUCCAACCUAUCUGCUUGGCUACCCCUCGGGACCUCAGCACCUCCUUCCAGGAGUCGCACAUCACUGUGGCUGGCUGGAACAUCCUGGCGGAUGUGAGGAGCCCUGGUUUUAAGAAUGACACACUGCAUUCUGGAAUGGUCAGGGUGGUAGAUUCACUGCUCUGUGAAGAACAACACGAAGACCAUGGCAUUCCCGUUAGUGUCACUGACAACAUGUUCUGUGCCAGCCAAGACCCCAGCACCCCUUCCGACAUCUGUACUGCAGAGACAGGGGGCAUCGCUGCUUUGUCCUUCCCAGGCCGAGCAUCCCCUGAGCCCCGUUGGCAUCUGGUGGGACUGGUCAGCUGGAGCUAUGACAAGACAUGCAGCAAUGGCCUGUCCACAGCCUUCACCAAGGUGCUGCCUUUCAAAGACUGGAUUGAGAGGAACAUGAAAUGAACCAGCUUGCAAGGCCACGGAGAAGCUUUUCCUAGCAUCCAUCUGUAUAUAUGGCGUAUGGCUCAGUGUGGACCUGAAGUAUGAUUUUUGCCCAUGACCUUGGCUACAGAAAGGUUUCUGGUUUCAGGGAUAUACCUCAGUAGAGGGUGAGUAGUGUUUGCUUCCUGGCAGGAAACUGUCUUUCUGACUGCUUGGAAACCAUCCAAAAGAUGCCAGGGCUUGCAAGAACUGAAUUUCCUCAAAGAAAGCCAGGUGACUAGAAAAGAAAAUCUCCCAGACACUGUAAACCUCACAGUUACAUGAAUGUCAUGGUCAGUUCUGGUUGAAAGAGUUGACCUGGGGGGGCUCUGGGCUGCACCAGGCUUUGGUCAAAGUUCCAAAGAACAGCCUGCAUGGCAGUCCAAGGCAAAGGAGCUUAGAUGUGGCACAUGUUCCUGUGUACAUUGUCUGAUUAUACAUUGUCUGUACUGAUCCUUUUCCCCUCCAAUCUUCUGUACACAUCUCAAUAAAACAAGGGUUGGCUCCAAGAUAAAAGUC